Penicillium cinerascens is the source of this 459-nucleotide messenger RNA. RefSeq lists its product as uncharacterized. The transcript has a single exon. Lineage: Eukaryota; Fungi; Ascomycota; Eurotiomycetes; Eurotiales; Aspergillaceae. Bases 1 to 459 code for a protein of 152 amino acids. The record is from RefSeq and is a predicted model, not a curated record.
AUGGAUCCUACUGAACGAGACACAUUCAUUCACAAGAUAUUCGCUAAAAUUACUCAGCUGCAAUCUAUUGGUCUGAUUAAGGACGAUAAGGAUAUCAUCGAGCGGAAUCGCCUCAGCCUCAUUUGGCUCGAAGCUACUAGUGAUUCCACUCCAUCUUCAACGAAAUGGCGACACUCCCGCUCCCGUGAAAAGUAUAGGGAAAUCGAAGACGUUAGCAGUCAUCUCUUCCUUGCCCUUGUUUUGACCAUACCGCCCAGUGUUUGCUACACUCCUAACUUCCAACCAGUCAUCAAUUACUUGGUUGGUCUUGGUGAUUACAAGGGAUUCCAAUUUUUCCUAGGCUUGAAAGAAAAGGAAUUUUUCGAAUCGGUAGCAGUGGAACAAGGAUAUGCCGGAAGCCCACUGUACCUUGAUUUUAUGCGUACAAUUUUCCCUGGGCCAGAGAGCAGACGCAAGUAG